UCAGAUUAUCCUCUCGCGAAGAUAAACAUUUCUGUAUUUCUUUUUUUUCUAUAAAUGCAACGUAACUACAGAUAAAAUGGAGGCUGUGACAUAUUUCACACAUGUGAGGAGAGAGAGAAGCAGGAAGCUGCUGCCUCUCAAUACAACCGUGACUGUAUGAUGAGAGUCAGCCAGUCAGCAUGGAGCUCACCACACUGUGCACGGUGCUCGCCACUCUGAGAGUCCUGCCCAACAAAUCCCAGUUCUUUAAGUACGAGGUUGUCUCUUUUAGCUGUGAGGGAAACUCUUCUGAGUGGAAAGUGAAGAGGAACACAUCCAGAAACAAAAAUGAAGAUUGUCCAAAUUCCCCCGACAGAAAAACCCCCUACCACUGUGUUAUUGAGGACCUUUACAGCUUUGACUCUGGGGUUUACUGGUGUGAGUCUGAGGUAGGAAGGUGCAGCAACAGCGUCAACAUCACUGUGACCGGUGGUUCUGUGAUCCUGGAGAGUCCUGCUCUUCCUGUGAUGGAGGGAGAAUCUGUGACCCUGAUCUGCAGAAACCAGACCUCCACCCUGUCAGCUGACUUCUAUAAAGAUGGCCGCCUCAUCAGGAGCAGCUCUACAGGAAACAUCACCAUCCACAGGGUUUCUAAAUCUGGUGAAGGACUCUACAAGUGUAACAUCUCUGAUGGUGGACAAUCACCAGACAGUUGGCUGGCUGUCAGAGCAGCAGUGCAUCAGGAGUCGCCUGCCCCCCCCUCUGUUCUGGUUUUACUUCCUGUGUUUGGUGUGUGUCUCGCGCUGGGCUCUCUGAUGCUGCUCGGCCUCAGGAGGAACCACAAAGGUCAGCCUGCAUCUCGAGAAAACUGA
This is a messenger RNA of Notothenia coriiceps (black rockcod), 851 nucleotides long. Its product is annotated as low affinity immunoglobulin gamma Fc region receptor II-like. Bases 180 to 851 code for a protein of 223 amino acids. Lineage: Eukaryota; Metazoa; Chordata; Actinopteri; Perciformes; Nototheniidae. The record is from RefSeq and is a predicted model, not a curated record. Gene Ontology annotation, biological process: immune response; cell surface receptor signaling pathway. Gene Ontology annotation, cellular component: external side of plasma membrane. The transcript is spliced from 4 exons. Gene Ontology annotation, molecular function: transmembrane signaling receptor activity.